Messenger RNA from Alligator sinensis (Chinese alligator), 1027 nucleotides. Its product is annotated as elastase-1-like. Lineage: Eukaryota; Metazoa; Chordata; Crocodylia; Alligatoridae. The record is from RefSeq and is a predicted model, not a curated record. Gene Ontology annotation, biological process: proteolysis. Bases 1 to 1005 code for a protein of 334 amino acids. Gene Ontology annotation, molecular function: serine-type endopeptidase activity. The transcript has 6 exons.
AUGACUCUCCAUUUUAAACUGGCAGGGAACCAAUAUGCCACUGUCAUCAGUGCAUAUGCUCCAACUCUUGAUGCUGCCAAUAAAACCAAGGAGGAAUUUUACACCAAACUUGACCAAGACCUUUCUGAAGUUCCAGAAGGAUACAAAGUUAUUUUUCUCACUGAUUUCAAUGCCAGAACUGGCCAGCAAAUUGUGGAGUUGGAUACUUUCAACCAAACAUGGUGGGAAGAAUUAUAUCAGGCAACGAAGCAAGGCCACAUUCUUGGCCUUGGCAAGUUUCAUUACAGGUUCAAACAAGAACAAGCAAAAGAUUUGUUCACGUCUGUGGUGGAACUCUCAUUCACAAAAGCUGGAUUCUCACUGCUGCCCACUGCUUUCAGAAGUAAGAAGGAAGAAGAUGUUGCAAAGUGGAGAAUUCUUCUGGGAAAGCACAGCAUUAACCACGCUGAAUCUACAGAAAGGGUCUACCAUGUGAAACGAAUUUAUCGGCAUGAGCAGUUCCGCUAUCCACACCUGAAUGAGCUAGACUAUGACAUCGCCUUGGUCAAGCCUGUGGAAGACAUUGUAACAAACCAUUUUAUUCACUAUGCCUGCCUGCCUAAGAGAGACAGCCAUCUUCGUCCAGGACAUUUCUGCUGGGUGACUGGAUGGGGUGACACACAAGGUGGGAAUAAAAACCUGACUUUGUCUGGAGUUUUGAAUCAGGCCAAGUUACCAGUCAUAGAUUUCAACACGUGUCGCCUGCAGAAGUUCUGGGGAGACAGAGUCCGACAGUCAAUGAUCUGUGCUGGAUUCAGGGAUGCUGGUGGACCUCCUGCUGCCUGCCAGGGAGAUUCAGGUGGACCACUGGUUUGCCAAAUUGGAAGAGAAAAAUGGGAAGUGCAUGGUGUAGUUAGCUUUGGACCUAUUGGAUGCAAAGCAGAGAACAAACCCAGUGUCUUUACCAGGACUUCUGCUUUCAUUUCUUGGAUUGAAGCAAUCAGGAUCCAGGAUCAUUUUUUGUAAAGAUAAGAUGUAAACUAAAGUU